Messenger RNA from Aspergillus pseudotamarii, 2531 nucleotides. RefSeq names its product Zn(II)2Cys6 transcription factor. Gene Ontology annotation, biological process: regulation of DNA-templated transcription. The transcript has a single exon. NCBI's taxonomy places the organism in Eukaryota, Fungi, Ascomycota, Eurotiomycetes, Eurotiales, Aspergillaceae. The coding region runs from base 266 to 1963 and encodes 565 amino acids. The record is from RefSeq and is a predicted model, not a curated record. Gene Ontology annotation, molecular function: zinc ion binding; DNA-binding transcription factor activity, RNA polymerase II-specific.
GCCAAGUCUCUCCUCGUCCAACGUCAGCCUUCCAGCUACACUAAAUUACUAACUAGUCAACGUGCAUCACUAGUUUGAUUGGAUGUUGCGCCGGUUUGGACGGAGGCUGUGGAGAGGAAUUCGUGCUUUUGUCAGCCUCAUCGUGCGGCAGAUGUCCUUCCCCUUUUUAACCGAUCGGCCGUAGCCUAAAUAUAUUCAGGCAAGAGUGCGAGUCCGUGGCGCUCUCAGCCUUAUGAUCCUCCUCCCUGAUCAUCCAUGACUGACCAUGUCCCCCAACAUGAAACCCAUAACCGCGGAUCGACGAAGAGCAGGCGGGAAGAGAUCGCGAAAGGGAUGUCGGACCUGCAGAGCUCGUCAUAUUAAAUGCGAUGAGGCCCCAGGCUCAUGUCAGAACUGUACAUCCAGCGGUCGACGCUGCGAUGGCUAUGAUCUGUAUCGCUUGCCCCUGAAGGGAAGGUUACUGAAGAAAGACUCUCCGCCACAGGUCCGGGUGGAGAUUCUCAAUGGCUUUCGCUGGAAAAUGACCUCGGACGAGCGACGGUGCCUCUCAUACUUCCAAAACCACACUAUCCCCACCCUCCUCGGUCUGUUCGAUUCGACCCUGUGGGAAAAACUGGUCUUUCAGAUCUCUCAGUCCGAGCCGGCCGUAUACCAUGCCGUGGUCGCCCUCAGUGCGAUCCACUACGAUUCCGAAGCCAAGGGGAUGCCGUUGCCCAUGGACCAGCCACGUAAUACUUGGCAUCAAUUCGCUCUGGAGCAGUUGAGCCGCGCCUUUAAUCUGUUGACCAAGCGCCGCACAUCCCAGGAUCCUCGGUUCUGUAACGUCACGCUGGUCUGCUGUCUUCUGUUUGUGCUCUCGGAUCUGCUGCGCGGCCAUUAUGACAACGCAUUUGGCCACCUCCAGAGUGGUAUCCGGAUUCUGCAGGACCUCCAGGCCCAUCGGCAACUCAUCGCACCGACACCUCGGGAGGAGCUGGUCGAGCAGAGCCUGGUCGCCGCAUUUGCGCAUUUGGAUAUCAUGUCCACCCAUUUUGGAGUCGGGGGUCCGCUACUGUGCAUUGAGAAUGAGCUCAGCGACCAUCAGAUCGAUUGCGAUCCGUCCAUCCCAUUCCAGAAUCUCCAAGAUGUGCUCCGUGCGUUUGAACCCUACUUCAGUAUGGUGUUUCAGUUUAUUUCUCCCUGUAUGUAUCGCCCACCCGAUCACAUCGGUGCCGACUAUGAGGCAUUGCAUCUCCAACAGCUGCACAUCUGGUCCGGAAUGAGCCAUUUCAUCCGGCGUUUCAAGCAAUUCUACAGUAGCAUGUACACUCGUCUGAGUCGCGCAGAACAGAGGGGGACCGACCUAGUAGAGAUAUGGCUUCUGGGCCUAUCGGUAGCGUUAAAAACGUGCCUCGUGGGCGGAGACCUCACCGUCCUGGAUUGUUAUACAUCUGACUAUCACAUGGUCGUCAUCCGCACCGAAGCAUUCCUGCAAAAAUACCCAGAGCGACCGAGUAUCAGCAUUCAAUGUGGCAUCAUUCCUCCCCUCUUCCAUACUGCGUUCGCGUGUCGGGAUUACACGGUGCGGUGGCAAGCCUUGGAACUCCUGUGGGAGUGGCCACAUCGCGAGGGGACGUUCGAUUCUAACUGGUGUGUCUCUUUAGCCUCUCAAGCGAUAAAGCUAGAGCUGCAGGCAAAUAUUGUGAGCGGCCAGAUUCCUGAUGACACGACUCCCAUUGUCACUAAUCGAGCGGGGCAGCUUCUAUCGGUCAAGGAAGUCGUGGCCAUAAUAACGGACCACCAGCGACGGAUGCGCGUGUCCAAUGUCCAAGGGGCGCGCGAUGCGUCCAUGUUUGAGGGUGAAUUUUCUCCGCUGGAUCUCCUGGAAAGCGUCAAAUGCAUGUCCGGCUGGUCCUGUGUACGAGCCUUUAACGCUUUCGCCGCUCAGAUGGAAACCUAUCCGCGAUCCGGGCUUGUUCAGUAGGUCGGGAAUGACCUCGUCAGUAGAUACAAACCCUGUUGUUAUCACCAGCAACGAUAGCUACGCCGCAUGACGCCUGGGCAUCUCUCUGGCGCGCAAGUGGUCAGCUAUAUACCUUGUUGUGCUGCUUGUUUCAUCGUUCAGUAUAGAGACUGUAGUUCACGCUAGCUAUGUUACUAGUUCAAGAAAUCCUGGCCUCCGAAAGAUAGAAGGAGGCCCAUCAAGCUGUCGGGGACACGGAGAGGCGCCUGGCUGGGAGACUAGACUCGAAUAGAAGAACGAGUAGAAGAAGGGGAAAUGAGAGGAAAUGUGAUACUAGGGGUAAUGCUAGGGGAGGGGCUUCAGCGAUACGGCAUUAAAGAAAUAAACUUCUGUACUGAGUCGUCAUCCCUGGCAUCUACUUUUUUUUGAUAGCGUCCCGCAAGCAUUCUCAGACGAGUGAUGAUACUCGUACAAUUAUCUUACAAUCUUAAAUCAUAGCCACUAGUGAAGCAUACAGAGGAUGCUGCCAAUAGGAUGCAUCCUAACCCGGCGCUUGGGGCCAAUUUGUGGGCCAAGAGCAUAGCCUUUC